This is a messenger RNA of Impatiens glandulifera, 1154 nucleotides long. RefSeq names its product cullin-3A-like. The record is from RefSeq and is a predicted model, not a curated record. Bases 12 to 995 code for a protein of 327 amino acids. Lineage: Eukaryota; Viridiplantae; Streptophyta; Magnoliopsida; Ericales; Balsaminaceae. Gene Ontology annotation, biological process: ubiquitin-dependent protein catabolic process; protein ubiquitination. Gene Ontology annotation, molecular function: ubiquitin protein ligase binding. Gene Ontology annotation, cellular component: cullin-RING ubiquitin ligase complex. The transcript has a single exon.
CAAAUUAAGUGAUGAUGCUCUUCCGUUACCUCCAGGAAAAAGACGUAUUCGAAAAGUACUACAAGCAACAUUUAGCUAAACGACUUCUCUCUGGUAAAACCUUUUCCGACGAUGCUGAAAGAAGCUUAAUCGUCAAGCUUAAAACGGAAUGCGGUUACCAAUUCACCUCGAAACUAGAAGGUAUGUUCACCGAUAUGAAAACCUCUCAAGAUACAAUGCAAAGCUUCCACGAUAUCAUUGGUGGGGAACUUUCGGAUUACCCAUCGCUAACAGUUCAAGUCCUCACAACCGGAUCAUGGCCCACACAAACAACCGUCACAUGCAAUCUCCCAUCCGAAAUCCUAGGAAUAUGCGAAAAGUUCCGUACAUUUUACCUGGGGACCCACACGGGCCGAAGAUUGACAUGGCAAACGAACAUGGGCACGGCCGAUCUAAAACUAACAUUCGGUAAAGACAAGAAACACGAACUAAACGUGUCGACUUACCAAAUGUGCAUCCUAAUGCUAUUCAACAACGCUGAUCGGUUAACCUAUAAAGAAAUCGAGCAGGCAACAGAAAUACCCGCCCCCGAUCUAAAACGUUCUCUACAGUCGUUAGCGUGCGUGAAGGGGAAGAACGUGCUGAGGAAGGAGCCGAUGAGUAAGGAAGUGGGUGAAGAAGAUUCGUUUCUUUUUAACGAUAAGUUUACGAGUAAACUAUAUAAGGUGAAGAUUGGAACAGUGGUUGCUCAGAAGGAAUCUGAACCGGAGAAACAGGAGACUCGGCAGAGAGUGGAGGAAGAUAGGAAACCGCAGAUCGAAGCUGCGAUCGUGAGGAUUAUGAAGUCGAGAAGGGUGCUUGAUCAUAAUAAUAUUAUUGCCGAGGUCACGAAACAGCUGCAGUCGCGGUUCUUGCCGAAUCCUGUGGUGAUUAAGAAAAGGAUCGAGAGUUUGAUUGAGAGGGAGUUUCUUGAAAGGGAUAAGGUUGAUCGGAAGCUGUAUCGAUACCUCGCAUGAAGUGGGGGGGUGGUUUUCCGAAAUUGGAUCUUGAAUUUGAUGUUUGAAAUGUUAUAGACUCUCAUGGUUUUCUUCUUUAAUGUUUUGUUUGUUUUUGAUUAUGUAGGUACAUACUUUGAUUUUAUACUAUUUUGAAUGAAUGAACAUUUAUUUUGGUAA